AAGUCAUUCCUCCAGCGAGUGCAUCACUGAUGAGACAAACAAAGGCAAAACGACAACAACAGCACGCGGAAUCCCACCCUUUCUGUGUCAUCUUCUGUACAGUUUAUUGUUUGAUUAUUUAAUCAUGCUUUUGUUUUUGCGAUAAUGUUGGCACAGUGUGCGAAUAUAUUUACACAUCUGUGUCUUAUAUAUCGUUGUUUCUGGAAUGCAGCUGGAAUGAAGAUGACAUGGUUUUGGACGAUAAGCCUUUUUCAUCACACUGUUGGAAUAAUGUGCUUGCGUGGAUAUUUAACCUCAUGAACUCACCGCAGAUUGGAUAAAGUUAUGUUGCAUAUUGGACUUUAAAUUCACGUAUUGUUGCAGUGAUACCAAACUACACAUUGCAACGUUGAAUUUCAGACUAUGUCUAAUAUCCCUCUGUUACUUUUAAUACACAGUAAACCUGAAAUCCAAUGAGGACUGCAAGCUUUAUGGGCAUUUGUAUUAUUAGAGCAAAAGAAAACAGAAGUUUAUGUUUUUGAAUUGCUGCGUUUGAUGGAUUCUGGCAGAGGAAGAAUGCCCCCACUCUUCUCCACUAGAUGGGUCACAACCCAUGAGAUCAGGACAAACCUUUUCACAUUUAUGAUAUUUUACCUGUUAGCAUGCACUGAAGGGUCAUAUUCUAAAAGCUGUGAUAAAAAUUGCUUCUUUGGAAGAUGUAUAAAUGGAACUUGCAUCUGUGACCAAGGCUGGGUUGGGGAUCAAUGUCAGUAUUGCCAAGGGAGAUUCAAAUUGACAGAGUCUUCAGGAUCACUCACCGAUGGACCAGUUAACUACAAGUACAAAACUAAAUGUACUUGGCUCAUUGAAGGAUACCCAAAUGCUGUGCUCAGGUUGCGGUUCAACCAUUUUGCCACAGAGUGUAGUUGGGAUCACAUGUAUGUCUUUGAUGGAGACUCUGUUUAUGCACCUUUGGCAGCUGUGUUUAGUGGUCUGGUUGUCCCAGAAACAAAAGGAAAUGAGACAAUUCCAGAAGUGGUGACCACGUCUGGAUACGCGUUGUUGCACUUUUUCAGUGAUGCUGCCUACAAUCUUACAGGAUUCAACAUCUUUUAUUCGAUAAACUCCUGUCCUAAUAACUGUUCGGGCCAUGGGAAGUGUACUACAGGCAACUCCAUCUCCAGUAGUGUGUACUGUGAGUGUGAGCGAUACUGGAAAGGUGAGGCCUGUGAUGUUCCUUACUGCUGGGAUGACUGUGGAAGUCCUGAUCGUGGAUACUGUGACCUCACUGGAGAGAAGCUCUGUGUCUGCAAUGACAGCUGGCAAGGUCCAGAUUGUUCUUUAAAAGUCCCAUCAGCUGAGCCAUACUGGUUUUUGCCCAACUUGAAGCCUGAUGGACAGUCACUGGGCCGGGCUUCCCAUAAAGCAGUGGUUCAUGGCAAGCUCAUGUGGGUGAUUGGAGGGUUCACCUUUAACUACAGUUCCUUUCAGAUGGUAAUAAACUAUAAUCUAGAAAGCAGCACAUGGGAUGUAGUGCCAAUCAACGGUGGCCCCCUGCAGCGCUAUGGACACUCCCUGGCUCUCCACAAGGAUGAUAUCUACAUGUUUGGUGGGAAGCUGGAGGCAGGCUCCGGGAAUGUAACAGAUGAACUGUGGGUGUUUAAUACACAUAGCCGGUCUUGGUCCCUGAGGAAUCCCUUCCCUGUUCUGCAGGCUCAAUACUUUGCUGUGGAGGGACAUACUGCACACAUAGUGGACAACAGAAAUGGAGAGCCCAUCAUGUUGGUGAUUUUUGGCUAUUCACCCAUUUAUAGCUACUUCAGCCACGUCCAGGAGUACAACAUUCGCAUUAACUCCUGGUCGGUGGCAGAGACAAAUGGAGCGCUGGUGCAGGGAGGAUAUGGCCACAGCAGUGUGUAUGACAGCUCCUCACAUUCCAUAUAUGUCCAUGGAGGAUACAAAGCCCUCCCUGCCAACAAAUGCGGCCUAGUGGAUCAUUUAUACCGCUAUCAGGUCCACACACACACCUGGUUUAUUCUGAAGGAAAGUGGUCUGGCAAGAUAUCUUCACACUGCUGUGCUGAUCAAUGGAGUUCUGCUUGUGUUUGGGGGAAACACUCAUAACGACACCUCGCUCAGUAACGGGGCCAAAUGCUUUUCCUCUGACUUCCUCUCCUAUGACAUCGCAUGUGAUGAGUGGACAGUUCUGCCAAAGCCAAAUCUUCAUUGGGAUGUCAAUCGUUUUGGACACACAGCAGUUAUCAGUAAUGGCUCGAUGUUCGUGUUUGGUGGUUUCUCUGGUGUGAUUCUGAAUGAUGUACUGGUGUAUAAGCCUGCCAGCUGUGAGGCCUUCCUUGAGGUGGAUCUUUGUCAGAGCGCUGGUCCUGGAAUCCGCUGUAUCUGGGUCAAUGAACACUGUGUCCAGUGGGACUCCAGCCAUGCUAAUGACAGUGUGCCUGCCUCCUUUUGCCCUGCACGGAACAAUUCUGUGGAUAAGCAAUGUCACCAGUAUUCAGACUGUGCUUCCUGUACAGCCAACACCAAUGACUGCCAAUGGUGUGAAGACAAAAAAUGCAUUCCUUCUUCAAGCAAUUGUACUGUCUUGACAGUUGAGCUUGCCCACCACCCUCGAGGUCCCUUGUACCUCAACCCUCCUCCUGCCAUGCUAUCGGAGCACCAACUUUCCAUCUGGAGACCCGGUUUACGAAAAAACGGCAUGUCUGUGAAGAACUUUAUUAAAUGCAAUGUUCGAAGUGAGCAAGUUUGUAGCAAGCUGGUGAACUGCAGGAGUUGCUCCCGAAACAUCAACUGCCAGUGGGAACCACAACAACAGGAAUGCCAUGCUCUUCCAGCAUACUUGUGUGGGGAAGGCUGGAGUCAGAUUGGAGAUGCAUGUCUCAGGUUGAAUUCCAGUAAGGAGAGUUAUGAUAAUGCCCAGCACUACUGUAAGAACCUGGAUGGCAACAUUGCCUCUUUAACAUCUGCCAAACAGUUGGACUUUAUUCUGGAAGAGCUGCAGAAGUAUCAGCUGCAGGGGAGGAAGCUAACUCCCUGGGUGGGUCUCAGGAAGAUAAAUGUUUCAUACUGGGGGUGGGAAGACAUGUCUCCCUUUACUGCCAGCACGGUGCAGUGGUUACCAGGGGAACCAAGCGACUCUGGGUUUUGUGCAUACCUGGAAAGAGCUGAGGUAGCUGGACUCAAAGCCAAACCCUGCACUGCCAACACUGAGGGCCUGAUCUGUGAAAAGCCAGUUGUGAGCCCAAACCUUAGUGUGCGCCCAUGUAAGAUGCCCUGCUCUCUGCGAAACACCUGUGCCAACUGCACCAGUCAGGCCAUGGAGUGCAUGUGGUGUAGCAGCACCAAGCGCUGUGUGGAUUCUAAUGCUUACAUCAUCUCCUUCCCCUAUGGCCAGUGCCUGGAGUGGCAAACUGGAGACUGUGGCUCUCAGAACUGUUCAGGUCAUCGUACAUGUGCCCAGUGUCUGGAGCAGCCUGAAUGUGGUUGGUGUGGAGACCCCACAGAGACAGGCCAGGGCCAGUGUAUGGAAGGAUCAUCCCGUGGACCAAUGAGGAGCUUGAGUAGGCAGAGUCGAGAAAAGGUAUUGGACACCAGUCUCUGUUCUAGAGAAAGAGGCUAUGACUGGGCCUACAUAACCUGUCCAGCAUGUCAGUGUAAUGGGCACAGUAUGUGUGUUAACGGCAGCGUAUGUGAGCAGUGCAAGAAUCUCACAACUGGGCCGCAAUGCCAGAUGUGUCUACCUGGAUACUUUGGAGACCCCACUAAUGGAGGGAAAUGCCAAGCCUGCAGAUGUAACAACCAUGCUAAUGUCUGCCACUCCAGCUCAGGGAAAUGCUACUGUACCACUAAAGGGGUCAAAGGGGACCAAUGCCAGCUAUGUGAUUCUGAAAAUCGCUACCUUGGCAACCCAUUCAGAGGCACAUGCUAUUAUAAUCUUUUGAUAGACUACCAGUUUACCUUUAGUCUGCUUCAGGAGGAUGAUCAACACUACACAGCCAUUAACUUCAUGGCGACUCCAGAAGAGACCAACAAGAACCUUGAUAUGUCAAUUAGUGCAUCAAACAACCUCAACGUCAACAUAACAUGGACUAUUGGCUCAACAGCGGGUACGAUCUCAGGGGAAGAAUUCCCCAUUGUGUCCAAGACUAACAUCAAAGAGUACAGAGACAGCUUCUCUUAUGAGAAAUUCUCCUUUCUUGCAAAUCCCAACAUCACUUUCCAUGUGUACGUCAGCAACUUUUCAUGGCCAAUCAAAAUACAGAUAUCCUUUUCUCAGCACAGCAGCAUCAUGGACCUGGUGCAGUUCUUUGUCACAUUUUUCAGCUGUUUCCUGUCCCUGCUGCUGGUUGCUGCAGUGGUUUGGAAAGUCAAACAGACAUGCUGGGCAUCACAGAGGAGAGAGCAAAUAAUGCGAGAGCGCCAGCAGAUGGCCAGCCGUCCAUUUGCCUCUGUUACUGUGGCACUUGAGACUCCUGAAGAAGAGAUUUUGCAAGGCCAUGUUGAGGCUGGUCCCAUAGCUGUGGAGCCAUGUGCAGGGAAUUGUGCUGCUGUACAAACAUUGCUGAUAAGUCUUCCAAGGGCAUCUUCUGGAGUGUGUCCCCCUGGCCAGUGUGGCAUCACCAUAGCCAGUGCUCUUAUUGAUAAUUCUCAGCAGAGGCCCGGUGACUUCAAAGACAAGGGCUUGGGUCUAAAGAGCCGCAAACAGCAGCACGCGAUGCACCAGGGAACCUGCGUAUGAACCAGCCGGCUGACCCCACCUAAACACCCAAGACUCUGAUUCUGAUUGUCCUUAUCUCUCUCUCUCUCUCAUAGACUUUCAGAAGGGGAUUAUGUUGAUGAGAGUGCAGCUUUUGAAGUGUUAAUGAGACAGAGGAGUGUUGAGACAUUAGUAGUCCAUGUGUGGCUCCUCCUGAAUUUCAUGCUUCAUAGUGGAGCACGAAUUCCCUCAGUAUUGCUCGAACCUUUGUGGAGGACAUCUGCAUUUUGAUUGCGCCUGCUGGGUUUCCAUAUUCGACAGCUGUUUUUUGUAAGGGGAUGGAGUAUAUAGAUACAACUUGAUUCAGGUCAGAAUUAGUUGCUGCAAUUAUCUAAUGUAAUAUUACUUUAGUUGAUCUACCGUACUUGUUCUUAUUUAAGAACAGAAGAAGAAGAAUAUCAUUGAGGUUCAAUCAGCAAUUGUGUAUUGCUAUUUUGAAUGUUUAUUGUUGAUAGAAUUGCAAAGUUGUUAGGUGUCUGUAAAUUUUUUUCAAUUCUGUGUUGCUGAAUAUGAUAAUAAAGCCAAGGAUCCCGCUGAUCAUCUGAUUCAGCGCCGGCCAUGCACCCUCAUGGGCCGGCCACGCCUUUCUCCUCGUCAAACUCCUCCCCCGACCAAAUCUGUCCGGGGCGACACCGGACUGAUUUACUCUGUUCUGUAAGCCAAUGGUCCACCCCACCUCCUGGGAACCUGGGGGAGAGACGAGGGUAGGCAUGGGAGAGGGAAAUGGUGAGCGGGAUACAGACAGAUAGAGAGAGAGGAGAGAGAGAGAAAAACUUGCUCACCCGUCCCCGGACACGCCAUCGCCUCAACCAUUCCUCUUCUGGCGGAUGAGAGCUCGCUCCUCCCACAGUGGAUGGCCGCAAGCCCUCCUACACCUGGCGAACGGAACCGCUCCUCCCCUUCUCGGUGGAUGGCAGCAGUUCCUCAGGCUCUCGGCAGCCGGCAGGGUCCCCUCCAUCCCCAGGCAGAUGGCCUCGGCUGCUCUUCUGGUUGACGGCAGUGGCAAGGACUCCACGACAGCACCUCCCUCCUCCCUCCUGGGUUUUGGCAUCAAUGUAACAGGUAAAGAUGGGCAAGGAGGCUGGAACUGGCUGAACAGUCAACGUAAAAUCUAAUGAUAUAAAUUAAUGAACUUAAAACAACAUAAAAAAUAAGAACAAACACACACACACACACACACACACACACACACACAUGCAGCAUAGCCACGUGCAUCUCUCUCUCUCGAACUGGUGUCUCCAGCUCCCCUUUAUCUUUCUCUGAUCAUAUAAUUCAGCACUGGCCGUGCACCCUCACGGCCCGGCCACACCCUCCUCCUCAUCACAGUGAUUCUCUUUUAAUGUAUUGUCAUAAUGUAUUGUUUUAUUUGUUUCAUUGUUUGUCUACAUAGUUAGGACACAUAUGUAAUAACUUUAUAAUAGUAUGUCUUAUUAUGCAAAUACAUUAAUAGUUUUAUUAAGCUAAAAAAAAGACCCAAAAGGGUCACAUCCGUGUUUUAAGUUUUGUUGUAUUUUUCCAUCUGUUUCCGCAACCAAAUUUGUGACCCCUAAUCCUUUAAUCCUCUGUAUUUUAUUGGAACGUUAAAGCAGUAUACUUUUAUGCAACCUGGUCUCAUAGAAUUCCAUCACUGUACCUACAUUUUGAGCAAAAUAAUUUUUACAUGGCUUGUUGUAUGUAUUGCGGUGCUUUCCUUUUAAAAUGAACAUUAAAGGCUCUAAAACAAUCAUGCCUUUUAUUCCCUUCUACACAAAUUAACACAAUUAAUUUAACUGCAGAUUUUUCAGUUAAUACAAUAAUACUUUUUGCCCUGUUCCUCAUGACAUCAACAUGCCUUUACUUAGCGAAUAACUUAUACGGUGACACAUUUUUAAGUUUGCAUCAUUUAUAAGCUUGUUCGGGUGUGAUCAAAUUGAGUGUAAAACUAAAGCAUAGGACAGGGAUUUAAGUCCUGGAGAACCAACAAGUCGACACAUGAGCUGAAAGUGUCAUAGAAACACCACAACAUUUUUUGGUUGCUCUGGCAAUUGCGUUUUUCAUCUCGCUUUUGCUUUUUAUGACACUAUCGGUUAGGAGUAAGAUUUUGUUGUUGUUGUUUUUUUAACCCAACUUGAUUUUGUUCUGUUAAAAUCAAAGGGGCAUUAGGCUUAAAAGCAUCUAAUAUUUUUACAGUGUUAGUUACUGCAUUGCGGAAAAAAUAUCUUUGUGUUGUCUUUUACGUCUCAAAGGAAUUAUGGUUUUUAUUCAUUUAUUUCUCAUUUGCAUACUUGAGUCAUAACCUAUGAGAAGGUCACAUCAAACGUGUAUGUGAAAUGUAUAAAUGGUGAGGAGCG
Messenger RNA from Xyrauchen texanus (razorback sucker), 7082 nucleotides. It is a transcript of the gene atrnl1a, whose product is annotated as attractin-like 1a. Gene Ontology annotation, molecular function: protein binding. The coding region runs from base 535 to 4734 and encodes 1399 amino acids. The transcript has 30 exons. NCBI's taxonomy places the organism in Eukaryota, Metazoa, Chordata, Actinopteri, Cypriniformes, Catostomidae. The record is from RefSeq and is a predicted model, not a curated record. Gene Ontology annotation, cellular component: Golgi apparatus.